ACACAACCAAAGCAUUUCUUAAUUAGUCUAAUUUUAUUGUAACUUUAUCACUGAACUGACAAAAAAAAAGAUAUUCAGAUACGUUUGCAUUGGAGGAUUUUGAGUGUAUAUAUUGUUUUUUCUUCCUCAAGUUUUUCAAAUGUUUAAUCAACAUUGCAAGAAGAAAUUUUUGUGGCACAUACACAAACACAAACACAAUCAAUAUCAAUUGAAUUGUUAAUCUGUUGGACUUGGUCUUCUUCCUUGGUUAUAUGCCAUUACUAAUUUUUCUGAAACUUUUCUUAUAGAAGAAGAAGAAGAACCCAUUAUUGUAAUGAGAAGCCACGCUUUGUUGUGCAGUUUGGACACCACAAGCUUGGCGCAGAUUAUUCAAACAUGCGCCGAAACGAAGCAGCUAAUCAAAGGCAAAGAGCUUCAUGCUCAGCUUCUUCUUACAUGGUAUCCUAUAUGUACAUUUCUCACCAACCAUCUAAUUACCAUGUACUCAAAAUGUGGAGCUAUUCACUACGCUCACAACCUGUUCGACAAAAUGUCUCAAAGAAACAUUGUUUCCUGGACAGCUAUGAUCACUGGGUUUUCUCAAAACUUGUGGUUACCAGAAGCAUUAAAAGCCUUUUCCCAAAUGAGAAUUUCUGGUAUGAACCCAACCCAGUUUGCAUUAGCAAGUAUCAUCAAAGUUUGCUUGUCUCUCAGGUCGAUUACACUCGGGAAGCAAAUGCAUUGUCUUGCUUUAAAAUCCGGGCUUGAUUCGAAUCUCUAUGUGGGGAGUAAUUUGGCUGAUAUGUACUCCAAGUGUGGAAUGAUGAUUGAUGCCUGCAAGUUCUUUGAGGUUAUUCCAUGUAAAGAUGCUGUGUUGUGGACUGCAAUGGUUGAUGGAUAUGCAAAGAAUGGUGAGUCUGAAAAAGCUUUGGUAGCUUUUAAGAGGAUGAUUAAGGAUGGGAUUCUUAUGGAUCCUCAUAUUCUUAGUGCGACAUUAAGUGCUUGUGCCGCUAAUAAAGCUUAUAAGUUUGGAAUGUGUCUUCAUUCCAGUGUUGUAAAGUUAGGAUUUGAGUCAAAGGUUGUUGUGGGUAAUGCUCUCCUAGAUAUGUACUCUAAAGUAGGAGACAUGGAAAGUGCUUCUAAUGUGUUUGUGAUUGUUUCAGAACACAAAAAUAUUGUGUCUUUCACAUCCUUGAUUGAUGGGUAUGGCGAAAUGGAUAGAAUUGACGAUGCUUUAGACAUGUUUGUUGAGUUGAGGAGGCAGGGAAUUGAACCCAAUGAGUACACUUUCUCAAGCUUGAUCAAGGCUUGUGCCAACCAAGCUGCACUAGAACAAGGAGCUCAGCUUCAGGCCCAAGUGAUUAAGCUUAAUUUUGAUUCAGAACCCUACAUUUCAGCCAGUCUUGUUAAUAUGUAUGGGAAAUGUGGGUUGGUUGAUCAUUCAUUUCAAGUAUUCAAUGAGAUAAGAAACCCAACUGAGAUUGCAUGGGAUGCCUUACUUAAUGUGUUUUCACAGCAUGGUUUAGGAAAAGAAAUGAUGGGAACAUUUGACAAAAUGGUUCUUGAAGUAAAACCAAAUGCAAUGACAUUCACCAGUCUUUUAUCUGGGUGCAGCCAUGCUGGUUUAGUGGAAGAAGGGCUAAGUUAUUUCCAUUUCAUGGAGAAGAAAUAUGGAGUAGUACCUAGAGAAGAACAUUACAACUGUGUUAUCAAUUUACUUGGCAGGGCAGGGAGGCUUAAAGAGGCUGAAGACUUUAUAAACAGUAUGCCAUUUGAGGCAAAUGCUUUCGGAUGGUGUUCUUUUCUUGGAGCUUGCAGGGUCCACGGUGAUGCCGAGAGGGGCAAACUUGCAGCUGAAAGGCUGAUCAAGCUUGAACCCGAAAACAGUGGAGCUCUUGUUCUGCUUUCGAAUCUUUAUGCGAAGGAGGGAAAAUGGGAAGAAGUGAGAGCUUUGAGAACAAUGAUGAAAGAAGGAAACAUCAAGAAGUUGCCGGGUUAUAGUUGGGUUGAUAUUAGAGAAAAAACUCAUAUCUUUGGAUCCGAAGAUUGGUCUCAUCCUCAGAGGAAGGAAAUCUAUGAAAAGCUUGACUGUCUUCUUGAUCAGAUAAAGGAAGCUGGAUAUGUUCCUUGCACUGCUUCAGUCCCACUUGACAUAAAUGACAAUGAAAAGCUGCAGUUUCUUCACCAUCACAGUGAGAGAAUAGCUAUUGCAUUUGCUUUACUAAAUAUGCCAUUUGGGAAACCAAUUAUAGUUAAGAAAAAUUUAAGGGUGUGUUUGGAUUGCCAUUCUGCGAUCAAGUUCAUCUCUAAGGUGACUGGGAGAAAGAUUAUUGUUAGGGAUAGUAGCAGAUUUCACCAUUUUGCAGAUGGGUGGUGCUCUUGUGGAGAUUACUGGUAACAGUUUAGAUUUUACAGGGUCUGAGAUUCAAUGGCCAAAGAUAUAGUUUAUAGAAUCUGAUCAGCCAUAAAUUUAUUCAACAAAUAAACUCUGGUAGCUAAAAAAAUCUACAGUGUUUUCAGCCUAGUCUUUUCAACUUUCAAUUUUCAAUGACUCGGAAGAUAAUUUAGAUAGCUUAAAAUCAGAAAGUGAUGUAAGGCAUUAUGAGAGCCUCAGAAAUUGGUUGGUAAUCAAUGCAAACCAAUUUUUUUGAACCAUUGGUGGCUCUACAUAACUCUCAAUGGAAAAUUCUGUACAAGCCAAUAUCUAUUCAAAUUUGAUAAGAAAAAGAAAAGAACAAGCUCCGAGCACUUGAGCAUGGUUCUUAGGCACACAAACAAACACCUGAGAACAUAUUAUUACCCUCUACUUGAUACUGGUAUAUAUGCUAUAUAUCAGGGAAAAACAACUAACAAAGGGCACGACACGUAUCUAAAUACCUAGCAAGGAGUAUAUUAAAAUCCUAAGAAGGGAUGCUAAACUCAAAGAACGAAUUUGGAUUAGAUCAAGCAUGAAGUUUUAUUGGGAGAUAUCCAACACACGUCAGACUCUUGGAAAACGUGAGCGCCCUUUCUUCUUCAAGAAAUCGGGAAUUUCGACUGCACUACCAUCGGUGUAAGAGGAUGGCCGCCGAUUGAUUCCAAGGCUGAUGUCUCCUUGUGCCUGC
Molecule: messenger RNA, 3083 nt
Organism: Cannabis sativa
Lineage: Eukaryota; Viridiplantae; Streptophyta; Magnoliopsida; Rosales; Cannabaceae
Product: putative pentatricopeptide repeat-containing protein At1g68930
Exons: 1
Coding region: 314-2377 (687 amino acids)
Biological process (GO): RNA modification
Molecular function (GO): zinc ion binding; RNA binding; protein binding
Source: RefSeq, a predicted model, not a curated record